AUGUAUGAGGAGGAUGAAAAGGAUAAAGAGGAUGAGGAGGAUUGCAUUGCUGUUGAUGAGGAGGACGAGGGUGAUGAAGGUACUGUUCAUGAGCCUAUACAUGUAGAGGAAGCUGGUGAUGAAGGCAUUAUUCCUGAGGGUACAAAUGUAGCUGAGGAUAGGCAUGAAGGAACUGUUCCUGAGGGUAUAACUGUGGAUGAGGAAGAUGAUGAAGGAACUGUUCCAGAUGGUAUAAAUGUGGAGGAUGAGACUAUAUAUGAAGAGGGAGAGAAUGACAAAAGGGCUGAAAAUGAUUGUGAAGACAGUGAAGACCAUGAAUUUUAUGAUAGUGCUUAUGACCAAAGUGAAGAUGAACAAUGCUUGCUGGAGAAGGAUGAUAGAGCAUUUGACAACUAUGUUGACCACAAUGCUCCAGAUUUUGAUCCAGCUGCAGAUGAAGGAGAGAAAUCAGAAGAUAUGGUUGUAAGUGAUGUUAAUAGCUUGGAUAGUAGCUCAUGUGAUGAAGGUGCAUUGCCUAUGAGAAAAAGGAAGAGGAAACUGCCCAAGUUUGAAGAUUUUAGGCCUGAAACAGGUUUGAAUAACCCAAUCUUUAAGCUUGGUCUAAGAUUUUCAAGUGUCUAUGUUUUUAGGAAAGCAGUGAGAAACUACUCAGUGUUCAACAGAAGGAAGAUUAAGUUCCCCAAGAAUGAUAAAGAUAAAGUUAGAGCAGUUUGUGAUGGGAUCAAGAAUGGAAAAUGUCCAUGGUUUGUUUAUGCUUCAGCUGUAAAUGGAAGUAGCAUGGUUCAAAUUAAGAGUUAUGAAGAUAAGCACACCUGUGGGACUGUUGAACGCAAUGUGCAUGCUAACUCAUCAUGGUUAGCAGAGAGAUAUGCUACACAGUUGUCUAGAAUAAUAAAUUGGGAUGUAAGAGCUUUUAAGGAAAGGGUGAAUGAAGAUCUAUCUACAAAGAAAGGAUUUAUUGAUGCUUUGAGGCCAGUUAUUGGUUUGGAUACUUUUCACAUCAAAAGGCAACACCCUGGCCAAUUACUAUAUGCUGUUGGUGUUGAUCCUAACAACGGCAUGUAUCCAAUAGCUUAUGCAGUGGUAGAGGUUGAGAAUUGUGCAACUUGGACUUGGUUUUUGGAACUCUUAGCUGUUGAUCUUGGCGUUGAAAAUAGCAAUGGCUAUGUGUUCAUUACAUAUAGACAAAAGGGCUUAAUUGAUGCAGUGGGUGACAUGUUUCCAAACUCUGAGCAUAGGCAUUGCCUUAAACAUCUGCAUGCCAAUUUUAUACUUGCUGGCCAUAAAGGAUAG
Messenger RNA from Prunus dulcis (almond), 1293 nucleotides. RefSeq lists its product as uncharacterized. The transcript is spliced from 2 exons. The record is from RefSeq and is a predicted model, not a curated record. The coding region runs from base 1 to 1293 and encodes 430 amino acids. NCBI's taxonomy places the organism in Eukaryota, Viridiplantae, Streptophyta, Magnoliopsida, Rosales, Rosaceae.